GCACGCAACAGACACACACGACACGCCGACAUGUCUAGACGACCACGUGCUAAGAUAUAACCAAUCAGAGUGCUUGUUUUGCUAUGUCCUGUCGGCAAGCAACCUUCACUGUGCAAUGGUCGAUUUUCAAGGUAUUAAGAAUGCAGCAGGCCUUAUAUACUUCGUCUAGACAUAAAAUACUUCCUAUCUUCUCUUUACUUGGAUUGUUCGUUUCAACAGGGAUACGUUUCUUGUAGCUCUCUACUCAAAAGAAGUGAUUUCAUACCAAUGUUAUAUGUUCAACUUGUUCACUGUGGCCAACUUUCACAAUACACAUCUGAUUCAAAAUCUUCUCAAAUUCUGUGUCUUAGACGGCGACAAAAUAGCGGAACUCAAAGACACGACGAAUUCAAUCCUCAAACGACUCAAAGUUUGUGAGUUGGGGUUUUUACUGCAGGCUUUACAGUCGAGAGGAGGUGAUGUGUCGAGCUGUGUUUUCUAUCCGUGUGAUGACAGAAUCGGCAAACGAAUCAUACACGAGCCGCAUCUCAUUGUAUAUCGAACAUUUAGACACCCCGGUAUACAGUCUGUGAGCGAACUUAAGCAUCUUGCCGUAUGUUCACGACAUGAUGUUACAAAUGAGAAAAUUUGUAUCAAUCCGUACCACUACAGUGCAGUCGUACAGAUAGAACUUCCAGCUAAAAGAAGUACACCAGUUAAGAGCAAGAAUGACACGAAGAGAGAAGAAUCUUCUUCAGGUUUUGUCAGUAAUUAUACGCCGUCUACAUCGAUGGAACCAACUGUAUCGUCCAUGCCUUUGUCCCUGACAGAACACCCAAGAAAUCCUAAAGAAUGGCCAAAACGUAGUUGGUGUUGUGUUGCUUAUUGGGAGCAUAACGAUCGUAUUGGUCCACUCUACCAUCAGUAUCAACACCACAACAUUCUAAAUAUAUAUGAAUCUCUACCCGUAUCAAACAAGGCAAAAGGAAUGUGUUUAGCCGCACUAUACGGAGAUUCUAUUGCUUCCGACACAACAAAGAGAGUAAGGAAUCAUAUUGGUUUUGGACUUCAACUUUCAAGGGAAGAAGAUGGUAUUUGGAUGUAUAACAGAAGUGAUUUCUCGCUGUUUGCUAACGGACCAACGUUAUCUGAAAGAACUUCUGAAUUCACUUGUAGACAUAAUACUAUUGUACAUAAAGUACCUCCUGGAUACUCGCUAAAACUCUACGAUUAUACCGAAAGUCCGCGAACUUGCCAGUCUUAUGGUGACGAUGUAAAACUUUCCGUGCCACACAGUGUGAGGGUUAGUUUUGCUAAAGGAUGGGGAAAUACCUGUUCCACUUCUUACCGCAGACAGUUUGUCACGUCAUGUCCAUGUUGGAUCGAAAUUCAUUUCGUUGUCUGAAUAUUGAAGCGGACGACCUAAGGUUUAGUUAUUGUAGCAUAUCCAAUAAAAUUAUAUAUUAUGCAUAUAUAUAUAUAUAAUUUGCAGUAUUUUUGCAAGCGCUGCA
Molecule: messenger RNA, 1490 nt
Organism: Actinia tenebrosa (Australian red waratah sea anemone)
Lineage: Eukaryota; Metazoa; Cnidaria; Anthozoa; Actiniaria; Actiniidae
Product: SMAD family member 6
Biological process (GO): cell differentiation; SMAD protein signal transduction; anatomical structure morphogenesis
Cellular component (GO): heteromeric SMAD protein complex
Molecular function (GO): I-SMAD binding; transcription regulator inhibitor activity
Source: RefSeq, a predicted model, not a curated record